ACUUUGGUUUUUUUGGGGACGGUCUUCCUCAACAAUUGUGUAGUCUGUGGUUACGCUCCUACAUAUUUUCAGUCGGAUUCUUACAACCCUGGCUGCCCGCACUUUCGCAUUUCCUUAUCAGGAUCCCGGAGCUUAGAUCGGACUAAAGCGAUUGGCGUUUGCAAAUCAUAGAAAUUUUGGUUUUGAUCAUACACAUCAACGAGAGUCACUGGCACUCUAUUCUGCUGGGCUCAAGCUCUAGCACCCCCCAAUUGACCUCCCCAGCCCUCGAGCGACCCGUACCCCUCACAAUCAGCCCCUCCACUCUCAAUCGCCGAGACUCUUGAGCUCGCACGCUCAAGUGUUCAAUCGCCUGCAAUGGCUCUCUGCGGGCGUCUGGCACGCCGCGUACCUACUUCGACGAGCCAAUUUCGCUCGCUAGCACCUUCUGCGGCCUCUCGAAGCUUCACAUCACGAGUUGCCAGGCCUUUGGCGUCUCUCCGCGCGCCGGGCGAGUCACCUGCGGCUCUGCGACAGCUGCGGGCAUUCUCCAAGGUCUCCGCAACAUGGAACACAACCCAAGAAGCGCCAAAUGCCAAUGCAUACUUCAACAGCGGCGCAAUCUCUGGCGCACAGAAUUUGGUGGACGUGAAGAAGGUUUUGGUUAUUGGUAGUGGCGGUCUCAGUAUCGGACAGGCUGGAGAGUUCGAUUACUCAGGUUCGCAAGCGCUCAAGGCUUUGAAAGAAGCUGGCGUCAAGUCGGUCCUCAUCAACCCCAAUAUCGCAACCAUCCAAACGUCGCACGUGCUCGCCGAUGAAAUCUACUACCUGCCAGUCACCCCCGAAUACACCGAAUAUGUCAUUCAGAAAGAGAAGCCUGACGGCAUCUUCCUCAGCUUCGGUGGCCAGACCGCGCUGAACUUGGGCGUGCAAAUGAACAGGGCGGGUCUCUUCGAGAAGUACGGCGUCAAGGUUCUUGGAACAAGCGUCAAGACUCUCGAGACGAGCGAGGAUCGUGACCUGUUUGCGCGUGCUCUGGACGAAAUUGACAUUCCCAUCGCCAAGUCAAUCGCUGUCUCCACUGUCGACGAGGCCCUCGACGCGGCGGAGAAGGUCGGAUACCCCAUCAUUGUCCGUGCUGCAUACGCGCUCGGUGGUCUUGGAUCUGGUUUUGCCAACAACCCUGAAGAGCUCAGGAACUUGUCAGCCCGAUCGCUUACCUUGUCGCCCCAGAUUCUGGUUGAGAAAUCAUUGAAGGGCUGGAAGGAGGCCGAGUACGAGGUUGUGCGCGAUGCAAGCGACAACUGCAUCACCGUCUGCAACAUGGAGAACUUCGAUCCGCUCGGCGUGCACACUGGUGACAGCAUCGUUGUGUCGCCUAGUCAGACGUUCAGCGACGAGGAGUACCACAUGCUCCGAUCCGCAUCCAUCAAGAUCGUGCGACACUUGGGCGUGGUUGGCGAGUGCAAUGUUCAGUACUGUCUCCAGCCAGAUGGCCUCGACUACAGGGUCAUUGAAGUCAACGCUCGUUUGUCUCGUUCUUCUGCGCUGGCUUCCAAGGCAACCGGCUACCCAUUGGCAUACACUGCGGCAAAGAUUGGUCUUGGACACACUCUGCCUGAGCUACCAAACGCUGUUACCAAGACCACCACCGCGAACUUCGAGCCCAGCUUGGACUACGUCGUCACGAAGAUGCCUCGAUGGGAUCUGGCAAAGUUCCAGAACGUCAAGCGUGAUAUUGGUAGCUCCAUGAAAUCGGUCGGUGAGGUCAUGGCUAUUGGCCGCACAUUCGAAGAGUCGUUCCAGAAGGCCUGCCGACAAGUCGACCCCAAGUUCCUUGGAUUCGAGGGCGAGAAGUACGGAGAAAACCUUGACGACGAACUCGCGAACCCCACAGACCGCCGAUGGCUUGCUGUCGGUCAGGCCCUGUUCCACGAGGGCUACACCGUCGACCGGGUCCACGACCUGACCAAGAUCGACAAGUGGUUCUUGCACAAGCUCCAGAACAUCGUCGACUGCACACAUGAGCUUGAGGAAAUAGGCAGCCUCUUUGGCCUCAAGAAGGAGGUUAUUUUGAAGGCUAAGAAGCUCGGUUUCUCGGACAAGCAGAUCGCGAAGGCUGUCAACAGCUCUGAGGACGAGGUUCGCGCACGCAGGAAGAGCUUUGGCAUCAGGCCUUGGGUCAAGAAGAUUGACACAUUGGCUGCCGAAUUCCCCGCGGAUACUAACUAUCUUUACACCACCUACAACGCCUCGUCGCACGAUGUCACAUUCGACGACCACGGUAUCAUCGUUCUUGGAAGCGGUGUCUACCGUAUUGGAAGCUCUGUCGAGUUUGAUUGGUCGGCUGUCAAUGCGACAAUGGCUCUCAACAAGCUCGGCAAGAAGACUGUCAUGAUUAAUUAUAACCCGGAGACUUACAGCACAGAUUUCGACGUUGCCGACAAGCUGUACUUUGAGGAGUUGAGCUACGAGCGUGUGAUGGACAUCUACGAGCUUGAGACGGCGAGCGGUGUCGUGGUCUCGGUGGGUGGCCAGCUUCCUCAGAACAUUGCUCUCAAGCUCCAGAACUCCGGUAAGGCCAAGGUGCUUGGAACUGACCCCGAGGAUAUCGACAAGGCCGAGGACCGCCACAAGUUCUCCUCCAUCUUGGACUCUAUCGGUGUGGAUCAGCCGGCUUGGAAGGAGCUUACAUCGUAUGAAGAUGCGAAGAAGUUUGCUCUGGAUGUCGGAUACCCUGUCCUCGUCCGACCAUCAUACGUUCUUUCGGGUGCGGCAAUGACUGUCAUCCGUAGCGAAAACGAGCUUGAGGAAAAGCUGCUCGCUGCCUCCUCCGUCUCUCCCGACCACCCUGUAGUCAUCACCCAGUACAUUGAUGGUGCUCAGGAGAUCGAUUGCGACGCUGUAGCCUCCCACGGUAAGGUCCUUGUGCACGCUGUGAGUGAGCACAUUGAGAACGCUGGUGUCCACUCCGGUGAUGCAACUCUCGUCCUCCCACCGGUCAACCUCGACAAGAGGAUUCAGGAGCGUGUCAAAGAGAUUGCGGACAAGGUCGCCAAGGCCUGGAGCAUCACCGGUCCCUUCAACAUGCAGAUCAUCAAGGAGGAAGUUGAGGGCGCCGAGCCCAACCUCAAGGUUAUCGAGUGCAACCUCCGCGCUUCCCGUUCGUUCCCCUUCGUCAGCAAGGUUCUCGGCACAAACUUCAUCGACGUCGCCACCAGGGCGCUUGUCGGCCGCGAUGUUCCCGAACCUGUUGACCUCAUGGCCGUCGAGAGGAACUACCUCGCCACCAAGGUCCCUCAAUUCUCGUGGACCAGAUUGGCAGGUGCUGACCCCUUCCUCGGCGUCGAGAUGUCUUCUACCGGUGAGAUGGCCUGCUUUGGAAAGGAUCUCAUCGAGGCGUACUGGACAUCUGUACAAUCGCAGAUGAACUUCCGUCUGCCCAACCCCGGGGAGGGUCUUCUCUUCGGCGGUGACGCGACCGCUGGCUCCCUUACUGCCAACUCGCUGAUCCAGAUUGCCAAAUACAUCUCUCCGCUCGGCUACAAGUUCUUGGCCGCUAACAAGGACAUCAAGGCCUUGCUCGAGGAGAAUGCCGAGGGUGUAAAGGUCGAGGUCAUCGAGUUCCCUGUGGAAGACAAGAGGGCGCUGCGUGAGGUGUUUCAGAAGUACGAUAUCCGCGGUUGCUUCAACCUGGCCAAGUUCAGGGCCAAUGGCCUGCUAGACGAGGACUACGUUAUGAGGAGGAACGCGGUGGACUUUGGUGUGCCGCUGUUUAUGGAGCCCAAGACUGCCACACUCUUCGCCCAGUGCAUGAGCGAGAAGCUGCCCAAGAAGGACGGCAUCCCGAGCGAAGUCAGGUCGUGGAGCGAUUUCGUCGGCGGACGAGCGUUGUAGACAACCAUUCUGCAUAUCGAAGUCACGAAUACAAAAUGAAAGAAGAGAGAUAGACAUGCGCCGGGGUCAGCUAGUCAGAUACCCGAUUCGAGGAUGAGAGGAGAUGUGGAAGGAAAUCUUGGUCACAUACGUGUGAGCAUUCCCGGCCCAUAGUCGGUCAGUUGCGACUGCAACGUCAGUUCUUUAGAGGAGUUGGGAGGGGGCUGUCAUGUGCGUGUAUGUGUAGUUGUGAGGUCAUUUCGUUGAUGUCAAAUCUUCACUUUCCAGCUUGCUCAACACAGC
Dothidotthia symphoricarpi CBS 119687 is the source of this 4158-nucleotide messenger RNA. RefSeq names its product carbamoyl-phosphate synthase. NCBI's taxonomy places the organism in Eukaryota, Fungi, Ascomycota, Dothideomycetes, Pleosporales, Dothidotthiaceae. The record is from RefSeq and is a predicted model, not a curated record. Gene Ontology annotation, biological process: L-citrulline biosynthetic process; 'de novo' pyrimidine nucleobase biosynthetic process; UTP biosynthetic process. Gene Ontology annotation, cellular component: cytoplasm; cytosol. The coding region runs from base 358 to 3876 and encodes 1172 amino acids. Gene Ontology annotation, molecular function: metal ion binding; dihydroorotase activity; ATP binding. The transcript has 5 exons.